Molecule: messenger RNA, 1853 nt
Organism: Cladocopium goreaui
Lineage: Eukaryota; Dinophyceae; Suessiales; Symbiodiniaceae
Source: the annotation of a GenBank genome assembly
CAUCCCUUCAGCUCCGACUGGCACCAUGUCUGAUCUCCUACCCGGCAUGCUGGAACCGAAGGAAGAGAAGGAACCGAAGGAACCGAAGGCGAGCCCCAAAUUCACAGAAGGCAAGGAGCCGCGAUCGUGGCCCAAAUGGGAGAAGGUCGACCCGGCCACGGCCACGCGAAGGGAUCCGCAGAUCGAGAGCUUCGCAGGGAUUGAGGCUCGACUGGACGAGCUGUCGCAGCAAAUGGACCUGGUACUGGCAGAGCUGAGCGGUGGAAAAUCUCGCCAGGACGCCGCUUCGACAUCCGUUCGCUCUAGUUUUCUGAACGUGAUUCCAAGAGCGCAUGUCUCCACACUUGGUCCCCCCUCGGCGCGCGCCUCGCGCACCUCGCGGAAGUCACGGGCUUCCGGGGCCUCGCGGGCCUCCCGGGCCUCGUGCGCCUCCCCGUCGGAUCCGGGCUCGGACAAGUCCAUCACGGACGCGGCAACUCCGGAGAACAAGCGGGGCACCGUGCAGUCCCAUACACGGCAAGCUGUGCCAGCUGCGAAAGCUGUGGACCUGGCGUGUGCUUGGAGGCUUCAUGCUGACGAGCUAGAGGGUGAGUAUUCCAACACGGAGCGCGAGCGUGCUAAGAGCUCGGCGCAAACGCUGUGGCGUUUGGUGGAACGUAGACGAGCGGACGUUCUCUGGGAGUUGUUGGAUGAUCCUCGCUCCAGUCCCAUGGCAUGGUUCGUGUCACAGUUUUUGAAGGCCAUGGUGAUCUCCUCUGUGCUGUGGUCCAACCUGCAGAUGACCGAGACAGAAGUCCUGGAUCCCUUCGUUGCGCUGGUGCUGGAGAUCAUCAUCGACACCAUCUUUACGGCCGAAUUUGCAUGUCGAGUGCUGUCGGCACCAUCCAAAAGGAACUACUUCAUGGAUCCGUUAAAUUGGGCCGACAUUCUAUCAGCGCUGGGUCUCCCGCUUCGCGCUGCCAUUGGCUUUGCCAUAAAGCCUGAAAAUUUCGUGCAGCACUUUCUGCAGUUCGUGAUGCCGUUGGUGCGUUUUUUGAAACUUCUGCGCUACUUCGAGUCUUUCCGGCUCUUACUGGACGCUGGUCGCCGAUCCGCGGAAGCUUUGCCAGUGCUAAUCUAUAUGACCUGUUUGAUUGUCAUGGUCUCGGCGACCGCCAUCUUUUUGGGCGAGACACGGGAAACCAUCCCCAGCAUGCCGCACUCGCUCUGGCUGGCCCUGGUGACCAUGACCACUGUGGGGUAUGGAGAUUUCUAUCCCAAAUCCUUGCCUGGCUACCUCACAGUGGCCGUGUUGACUUUCGUCAGUGUUUUGUUUCUGGCCCUGCCCGUCGGCAUCAUCGGACACGAGUUCACCAUGACGUGGAAGUCGCGGACACAGAUCCUGCUGAUGAUGCGCUUCCGCAGGGCGCUGGACAAAUGGGGCUACGGCGCCCAGGAUUUGCGCGUGCUGAUUGAAUACGUUGACGUGAACGGUGAGGGCGAAUUGCUCUUUGAAGACUUUGUGGAACUGAUCAAGCAGAUGAGGAUUGGCAUUUCGACAGAAGAAGCAUCUCUACUUUUUGGUUACUUCGAUUUUGACGGGAACGGCAUGGUGGACCAUGCGGAGCUCAUGAAGCAUCUCUUUCCAAAGGACUACAUGAAGCUGGAGUUGGAAGGGAGAAUGAGCCGCAGCUCGCGGCAGUCACGGAUUCGGGUCAGCGAUGCCAUAGAGAUUUUGGCUCAGGGCCCUCCAAAGGAGGAAGAAGCGCUGUCAGAACCGGAUUUGCAAGCUAGUGGAUCUCACUGGAGUCACUAGCGCUAGCUCGAGCCUGCCUGUCCAGCAGGGGUGGGCCCAGUUUGUAAACCGAUUUCGG